Messenger RNA from Choloepus didactylus (southern two-toed sloth), 3305 nucleotides. It is a transcript of the gene CPT1C, whose product is annotated as carnitine palmitoyltransferase 1C. Lineage: Eukaryota; Metazoa; Chordata; Mammalia; Pilosa; Megalonychidae. Gene Ontology annotation, biological process: fatty acid metabolic process; carnitine metabolic process. Gene Ontology annotation, molecular function: carnitine O-palmitoyltransferase activity. Gene Ontology annotation, cellular component: mitochondrion. The record is from RefSeq and is a predicted model, not a curated record.
UGGGGGGGUGGGGCAGGAGCUGCGGAGGACAGCAGGCCGGGUAUUGGGUCCGGCGCCUUAACGCGGGGAGCAGAGGGGUGGUCGGCACGCAGGGCUUGGGCCCGGGAUUCUACCGGCGGACCCCUGACUCAGCGUGGUAAGUGCGGGGCCGAGGGGCCCAGGGUCCCGCGGGGGCGGGGGGCCCGCGUCCUGGGUGGGGCGUCGGGGCCUUUCCGUCCCCCGUGCUCGCGGCUCGCCUCCGCUCGCAGCCUCAGCAUCCCUGGCUGAGAGGCAUGCGCAGUAGGGCUCUUCUCCCCCGCUCCCAAUCCCCUCCAGCCCCUGGCGGAUGAAUUUGCAGACAACCCAGCCCCCGUCGCCGUGCAAUGGGAAGCGGAAAUGGACUGGACAGGGCCAGCGUCCGGCAGGUGUUCCUUUGAUCGAAGGAUCAGUGUUUUUUCUCGAGACACCGAGACUCACCCUGGACCGAUUUCCCGCUCCGUCCCCGGAAUCUUGAGAGUCCUGUAUGGGGAAACGGGGGCACCGCUCCUGCACCGGGUUCUCAGCGGAGCAGAUCAAAGGGGGUUGACGCGACUUAACCGCCCGCCCCUCUGUGCGUUCACAGGGCCCCCCACUUGACGUUCCCCCAACACUGGAGUCUGCGGCCAGUAUCCUCAAAGCCCCUCAGGUGCUAAGGGAAGGCCUGAUAUGGCUGAGGCACGCCAGGCCGUGGGCUUCCGGUUCUCGCUGACCUCCGACGGGGCCGAAGCGGAUCUCAGUGCCCCAGUGUUGCAGGAGAUCUACCUCUCCGGACUGCGCUCUUGGAAACGGCGGCUCUCCCGUUUCUCGAAUGACUUUGUCACCGGUGUGUACCCCGCCAGCCCCCUCAGCUGGCUCUUCCUCUACAGCACGAUACAGCUCGCCUGGUUUCUUCAGCUGGAUCCGUCCCUAGGGCUGAUGGAGAAGAUCAAAGAGUUGCUGCCAGACUGGGGCGGACAGCACCACGGGCUUCGGGUGGCCCUGGCGGCUGCAGUGUUCGCCUCCUGUCUGUGGGGGGCGCUGAUCUUCACACUCCACGUGGCCCUGAAGCUGCUUCUGUCCUACCACGGCUGGCUGCUCGAGCCCCACGGCACCAUGUCUUCCCCCACCAAGACCUGGCUGGCCCUGGUCCGUAUCUUCUCCGGGCGCUCCCCAAUGCUCUUCAGUUACCAGCGCUCCCUGCCGCGCCAGCCGGUGCCCGCCGUGCAGGACACCGUGCGCAAGUACCUGGAGUCCGUCCGGCCCGUCCUGUCCGACGAGGACUUCGACUGGACGGCGGUCCUAGCGCAAGAAUUCCUGAGGCUGCAGGCGUCGCUGCUGCAGUGGUAUCUGUGGCUCAAGUCCUGGUGGGCGGCCAAUUAUGUCAGUGACUGGUGGGAAGAAUUUGUGUACCUGCGCUCCCGGAACUCGCUGAUGGUGAACAGCAACUACUACAUGAUGGACUUCCUGUACGUCACGCCCACACCGCUGCAGGCUGCCCGAGCCGGCAACGCUGUGCACGCGCUCCUGCUGUACCGCCACCACCUGAACCGCCAGGAGAUCCCACCUGUAAGAGGGGGGGCCCGCCGUAGGCUGGGGGGGAGGCCGUUGCCCCCAGUCCCGGGAGGCAACUCACGAGCCCGCCACUUCCCACAGACUUUGCUGAUGGGGACGCGCCCCUUGUGCUCCGCUCAGUAUGAGAAGAUAUUCAACACCACCCGCAUUCCGGGGGUGCAGAAAGACCACAUCCGCCACCUCCAGGACAGCCGACACGUGGCCGUCUUCCACCGGGGCCGAUUCUUCCGAGUGGGGACCCACGGGCAAAGCAGCCUGCUUCCCCCACGGGCCCUGGAGCAGCAGUUCCAGCGCAUCCUGGAGGACCCCUCACCCGCCUGUCCCCAGGAGGAGCACCUGGCCGCCUUGACCGCUGCUCCCAGGCCCAUGUGGGCCCAGGUCCGGAAGUCCCUGCAGAGCCGGGCGGCAGAUGCCCUGGAGGCCGUCGAAGGGGCGGCCUUCUUCGUGUCGCUGGACUCUGAGCCCGGGGGGCUCACCAAGGACGACCCCGCGGCACCACUGGAUGCCUACGCCCAUGCCCUGCUGGCUGGCCGGGGCCAUGACCGCUGGUUUGACAAAUCCUUCACUUUAAUCGUGUUCUCCAACGGGAAGUUGGGCCUCAGCGUGGAGCACUCGUGGGCCGACUGCCCCGUCUCAGGACACAUGUGGGAGUUCACUCUGGCUACAGAAUGCUUUCAGUUGGGCUACUCAGCAGACGGCCAUUGCAAGGGACACCCUGACCCCACACUGCCCCAGCCCCAGCGGCUGCACUGGGACCUUCCAGACAAGAUCCAUCUGUCCAUCUCUCUAGCCCUGAGGGGAGCCACGACCUUGUCUGGAGACAUCGACUGCCACGUCUUCCCCUUCUCCCACUUUGGCAAGAGCUUCAUCAAACGCUGCCACCUCUCUCCAGACAGCUUCAUCCAGAUGGCCCUGCAGUUGGCCCACUACCGGGACAGGGGUCAAUUCUGCCUGACUUACGAGUCGGUCAUGACUCGCUUGUUCCUGGAAGGCCGGACGGAGACGGUGCGGUCUUGCACGAGGGAAGCCUGCAACUUUGUGAGAGCCAUGGAGGAUGAGAAGCAGACAGACCCGCAGUGCCUCGCCCUGCUGCGCGUGGCGGUGGACAAGCACCAGUCUCUGCUGAAGGCUGCCAUGACCGGGCAGGGCGUGGACCGCCACCUCUUCGCGCUCUACAUCGUGUCCCGCUUCCUCCGCCUGCAGGCGCCCUUCCUGGCCCAGGUUCACUCGGAGCAGUGGCAGAUGGCCACCAGCCAGAUCCCCGUUCAGCAGCCGCACCUGUUUGACGUCCACAGUUACCCCGACUACGUUGCCUCGGGCGGAGGAUUCGGGCCUGCCGAUGACCACGGCUAUGGUGUUUCUUACAUCUUCAUGGGGGACGACAUGAUCACCUUCCACAUCUCCAGCAAGAAAUCAAGCACCAAAACGGACUCCCAUCGGCUGGGGCAGCGCAUCGAGGACGCACUGUUGGACGUGGCCUCCCUGUUCCAGACGGGGCAGGGCCCCAGAUGCAGGCGCCCACGGUUAGGGGAAGACCCGGGUCACAGAUGUGGCUCCCUCUCCAGUCAGAUUGGGAGCUUCAGGGCUCCCACGCUGUCCACCAGUGUCUGAUCUCUUCCUUCAGGGAGCUGGUCUCCCUCGGGAACCAGGGUGAGGAUCUCCACCGCUGAGCUGGUGCAGGACAGGGGCAGCCUGCUGGGAAACCCUACUCGGGGACAAUAAACGUGUGAGCCGGG